AUGUCAUUUCAUUUACUCAAACUUUCGCGUGACUUUAACAAAAUUUUUGAGACUAAAGCUUUUUAUGAUGUUAUUAUUCGUGUAGGACUUAAAGGAAGUAAUGAUGCUAAAGAAUUUCAAGCGCAUUCACUUAUCCUUCGGGCUAGAGUACCUUAUUUCCAUCAAUAUUUACAAAGUGACCAGGCAAAGCAAGAAUAUGAUAAAAUCGUCAUCACCGAUCACAAUAUUUCUCCUGCAAUUUUUGAAAUCAUUCUCAAAUACAUAUACACAGGUAAACUUGAAUUCAUGAAUUGUGAUGGAAGGCAAGCAUUUGAUUUGCUCUUUGCUGCAGAUAAUCUUGGACUUGAAGAAGCAUUGGCUCAAAUUCAAGAUUAUUUGAUUAAUCAACAAAGAGUAUGGAUGGAUAAAAAUUUCUAUUCACUUCAUAGAUUAAUAUAUAGUAGAAAAUCUCUUAAUAUCAUACAAAAUCAUUAUACGACAAGAAUAGCAUCCAAUCCUUCAUCAGUAUUUGAAGUACCAGAUAGUUUUAACUCACUUAUUUUAUCAUCGCUUGAUGAACUUGGAUGUCUAAAAUUAAACGAAACCAUUUGGGGAUUUAUCGUUAAUUGGGCAAAAUUACAAAAUCCAGGACUAACUAAUCAUGUUACAAAUUGGAGGAAAGUUGAUUGGGAAGAAUUUAAAGAAUCUUUAAUCCCGUGUAUUCCGUGGAAAAGCAUCAUGAAUUUAAAUUGGGAUGAAUUUCAUGAUCUUUUAAUUCCAUGUGAACCAUUCCUACCAGCUGAAAAGUUUAAUACACUUCAAAAGACCGUAGUAGUAUUUAAAAUGAUGGAGGCCGUUUAUGGUGGUUAUAAUCCAUUAGAUUGGAAAUUUGAUCACUCAACUUCUGAUAGUUUUAUAUUUAAUUUUGAUCACGAUCAAGUUGAUCUUAAAAGACUUAAUAGGUUUGCUAUUCACAAGAAAUCCGGUUAUGGUCCUUGUUUCGGUACUGAAGAUUUACUAGCCUUUCCUCACGGUAAACGUUCAAUAUUAUGGAUGUCUAAGGAUAUUUCAAAAUCUUUACCUAUUAUAGAUUAUGAAGUUUAUCAAAUUUUGGAGAAGCCAAAAAGAGCUAAUUUGGCUGCUUCCACUGCUUCCUCCUUGAAUUAUAAUGGUUACACUCAUAAAAAAAGAUGA
Funneliformis geosporum is the source of this 1173-nucleotide messenger RNA. Lineage: Eukaryota; Fungi; Glomeromycota; Glomeromycetes; Glomerales; Glomeraceae. The record is from the annotation of a GenBank genome assembly.